This is a messenger RNA of Homo sapiens (human), 3191 nucleotides long. RefSeq names its product ZNF559-ZNF177 readthrough (gene ZNF559-ZNF177). NCBI's taxonomy places the organism in Eukaryota, Metazoa, Chordata, Mammalia, Primates, Hominidae. Gene Ontology annotation, molecular function: sequence-specific double-stranded DNA binding. The transcript has 13 exons. The record is from RefSeq and is marked validated. Gene Ontology annotation, cellular component: nucleus. The coding region runs from base 906 to 2351 and encodes 481 amino acids. Gene Ontology annotation, biological process: regulation of DNA-templated transcription.
AUGCGCAUAACGGCCGCCAUCUUAACAGCGCGUUCCCGUUGGCGUCUGAGGAACAGCAUCUCUGCCUUCCUGUUCACGGUGACCUUCGCUUGGUGUCCUCCUGGCCUCAGCAACCUGACAAUUCUGUCGUGUCCCGAGAGAUGGCUAAUGAAUGGCGCUUGAUGACAGAUGAGUAAUGCCUGUUGCUGAAAGAUUGACGGUAUGAGGCAAGACUCCCACUACUACUUAAUCAAGAGGAAUUGAGAUUGACUUACCCAUAAGUUCAGACAGUGUCUCGAAGAGACUUUGGGAACAAGAUAUUCAGGCACAUUUCACUGUUAGACUCACAGGAUGCUGGCCAUUGGUCUUUCCCUUUGUGAUCAUCUUUCUCAAGAUGUUUUCUGUCUUCAUGAGUCAAAAUUUGAAGAGGAAAGGAUGGUGGCUGGGUGGUUGACAAAUUACUCUCAGGACUCAGUGACCUUUGAGGAUGUGGCUGUGGACUUCACCCAGGAGGAGUGGACUUUGCUGGAUCAAACUCAGAGAAACUUAUACAGAGAUGUGAUGCUGGAGAACUAUAAGAAUCUAGUUGCAGUAGAUUGGGAGAGUCAUAUUAAUACCAAAUGGUCAGCACCUCAGCAGAAUUUUUUGCAGGGGAAAACAUCCAGUGUGGUGGAAAUGGGCUGGGUAUAAGUAAGCAAGAAGAGGGCCUGGGAGAAGAGUCUGACGAGCAAGGGGAAGGUAGCCAAGGAUGGAGUGAAAUACAGGAGAUGCGGUCUUGCUGUGUUGCCUAGGCUGGUCUCAAACUCCUGCUCUCAAGUGAUCCUCCUGCCUCAGCCUCCUGAGUACAUUUAUAUUUAAAGUAAUUAUUGAUGGCUCUGCCUGCUUAGGACUCUGCCCAGCCAGGAAGGAAACCUACAGGAGGAAGAAUGGCUGCAGGGUGGCUGACAACCUGGUCACAGAACUCAGUAACCUUCCAGGAAGUGGCAGUGGACUUUUCCCAGGAGGAGUGGGCAUUGCUGGACCCUGCUCAAAAAAAUCUAUACAAAGAUGUGAUGCUGGAGAACUUUAGGAACCUGGCCUCAGUAGGGUAUCAGCUCUGCAGACACAGUCUGAUCUCCAAGGUGGAUCAAGAACAGCUGAAGACAGAUGAAAGAGGAAUUUUACAAGGUGACUGUGCAGACUGGGAAACUCAACUUAAACCAAAAGAUACAAUUGCUAUGCAGAACAUUCCUGGGGGAAAAACAUCCAAUGGCAUAAACACGGCAGAAAAUCAACCUGGUGAGCACUCCCUGGAGUGUAACCAUUGUGGGAAAUUCAGAAAGAACACUCGCUUUAUUUGUACAAGAUAUUGCAAGGGAGAGAAAUGCUAUAAAUAUAUAAAGUAUAGCAAAGUCUUCAACCAUCCCUCAACUCUUAGGAGUCAUGUGAGCAUUCACAUUGGAGAGAAAACUCUUGAAUUUACUGAUUGUAGAAAAGCUUUCAAUCAAGAGUCAUCCCUCAGGAAACACUUAAGAACUCCCACAGGACAGAAGUUUCAGGAGUAUGAGCAAUGUGAUAUGUCCUUCAGCCUACACUCUUCCUGCUCAGUACGUGAGCAAAUACCUACUGGAGAGAAAGGUGAUGAAUGCAGUGACUAUGGCAAAAUAUCUCCCCUUAGUGUCCACACAAAAACUGGUAGUGUGGAGGAGGGUUUGGAAUGUAAUGAACAUGAGAAAACUUUCACUGACCCUUUGUCCCUUCAGAACUGUGUCAGAACUCACUCUGGAGAGAUGCCCUAUGAAUGCAGUGACUGUGGGAAAGCCUUCAUUUUUCAGUCUUCCCUUAAGAAACACAUGAGAUCUCAUACUGGAGAGAAGCCUUAUGAGUGUGAUCACUGUGGAAAAUCCUUUAGCCAGAGCUCUCAUCUGAAUGUGCACAAAAGAACUCACACUGGAGAGAAACCCUAUGACUGUAAGGAAUGUGGGAAGGCUUUCACUGUUCCUUCAUCCCUUCAGAAACAUGUGAGAACCCACACUGGAGAGAAACCCUAUGAAUGCAGUGACUGUGGAAAAGCCUUCAUCGAUCAGUCAUCCCUUAAGAAACACACACGCUCUCACACUGGAGAGAAGCCUUAUGAGUGUAACCAGUGUGGAAAGUCCUUCAGCACAGGCUCUUACCUUAUUGUGCACAAGAGAACUCACACUGGUGAGAAAACCUAUGAGUGUAAAGAAUGUGGGAAGGCCUUUAGGAAUUCCUCUUGCCUGAGGGUACACGUGAGAACUCACACUGGAGAGAAGCCUUAUAAAUGUAUUCAGUGUGAAAAAGCCUUUAGCACAAGCACUAACCUUAUAAUGCACAAGCGAAUCCACAAUGGCCAGAAACUCCAUGAAUGAAAUGACUCAGGGAAGUGUUUGUUGCCCCUCAUGCCUCCUUUCUCACUUUAGAACAUAUAUUGGAGAGAAGCCCUGUUAUGGUCACCUGGAAACAGCCUUCUGGCCCAACUCUGGAUGCCUGUUAUACUGGGACAAACCUUAUAAAUGUUAUAGCUAUGAUUGUUUUUAUCAGUGAGUAUUUCAUUCUUAUAUGUGUCACAACUGUAGAUCCUAUGAAUAUUUUAGUUAUCUUUUCAGUUUAAUUGCAUUGUGAACAGAACACAUGGUCUUCAAUAUGUAGAUUCUGUGUGACAUAGAUUUGAACAUAAUUGCUGGACACUGACUGAUGUACUGUGGCAGACAGAACUAGUUGCUGUCUCAAUAUCCAUUCCUCCCUUCUUUCUUAAAGUAAUAAAAUUUACCAUUUAGUUCAAGCUGGCAAUGUGGACAGUUUUCACCCAGCUUCCCUUACAGCUGUGAGCGGCCAAAUAUGUUCACAUCCCUAGCCCAUGCAAAGUAGGCAGAAGUCACUGGAUACAGCUGCUAAGGAAGCUCAUGGAAAUGGGAAUAUCUCAUCUGGUGUUUUUUUCUUAACUAUUUGCCCUUUGUCUUGUCCCUUAUUUCCUAGAAAAUAUAUACACCAAGAGGAGGACAGAGAAAGGAUACUAAAUGAAACAACAGGGGAGAUACAAUAUUAUCUGGUUGCACUAAUCCUGUGCUGCUUAUCUCUGGAUUUCAUGUUACAUGAGAAAAAUUAACUGCCAUGUGGUUUAAACCACUCUUGUGGGAAGUUCCUCUUUCAGCUGAUUUCAGUCCCAACUGUUACAUCUAAUAAAUGGUCAAGUUUUAGGAAUCGUUCAA